Messenger RNA from Menidia menidia (Atlantic silverside), 540 nucleotides. The record is from the annotation of a GenBank genome assembly. Lineage: Eukaryota; Metazoa; Chordata; Actinopteri; Atheriniformes; Atherinopsidae.
AUGAACAAUGGAGUCCUCAUCUUGCUGGAUAGUGUUGACAAAGUCAGCAUGGUUGUAGAGCAAGUGACGGGACUUUCUGCAGCUGGAGGAGAGAAGAAGGAGGAGCUGAGAGGAGUUGUUGGAGGAAGCAUCACUCUGCCCGCUUCGCUCCUGCGGAAAGGCUUUCUCUACUAUAACAGAAGUGUCAUAGCUUCGGUGAUAAAAGGAGAAUUUGACAUACAACAUUACCGUUAUGUGAACAGAGUUCACUGGAACAAACAGACUGGACUCUUUACAAUCACAGACCUGCAGAGGAACUACUCAGGAGUUUAUACGGUGGGCUCUAAAGAGGAGCCGGUUUACAGCUCCUCCUAUUUGCUCAGAGUGUUCGCUUAUUGGAUCUUUGGAGCUGUGGCUCUGCUUUUGGUAAACGUUGCUUUGACCGUCGGCGCGAUCAGAGCCGUCUUCAUCGUUUUCAUUCGUCCCCAGCAGCAGGUUAAAGACGAGAGUCCAGGAUCCAGGGCGUCCCUGUUCAGAUCUUUAUCCAGGAGCUGCUUCUGA